This is a messenger RNA of Suncus etruscus (white-toothed pygmy shrew), 1776 nucleotides long. RefSeq names its product major facilitator superfamily domain containing 6 like (gene MFSD6L). Gene Ontology annotation, cellular component: membrane. The coding region runs from base 1 to 1776 and encodes 591 amino acids. Lineage: Eukaryota; Metazoa; Chordata; Mammalia; Eulipotyphla; Soricidae. The record is from RefSeq and is a predicted model, not a curated record. The transcript has a single exon.
AUGAGCGCCCACCCCCAGUGGGACAUCAAGAGGGCUCUGCGGGUGGCCAGACUCUUCCACUUCGUAUGCGGGGUCCGGGCAGCCUGCGUGAUGCCAUUCCUGACCCUCUACUUGAGCCAACUAGGCCUGACUGCACCCUUGGUGGGCAUCAUCAUGGGCAUCAAGCACCUAAUCACAGCCUUCUGGGCUCCCUUUGGUGCCUCUCUGGCCAAGAGCUUCCAGAAGAGAAGGUUGGUUCUUCUUGGCUCUUUGCUUGGCUCGGUGGGGACCAGCCCACUCAUGAUUUUGAUCCCCUAUGUGGGCAAAGAGCUGGAAGCCAACACCUGUGAUGUAGUCAACAACAAGAUGGCCUCCACUAUCUCUCCCCUGGGAGGAGCAUUCACCGGGAACAGCACCUGGGCCUCAAAAUCAACCUCCGACCUGCUAACCUGGGUGCCCAGCCUUGCAGCCCAAAGAGAGAUGGUGGAAACAUCCAGCAUUCAAAAAGGACUUGCCAAUAGCAGUGUCCAGGAAAGUAGCUACUUUGUGGGUUCUACUGAAGAUGCCAGAAACAUGACCCAAGUUCUCCAAUCUACUACAUCUGGAGUGAAAGAAGUUACUUGGCAAGGUGCUUUGAAGAUGGGCAGUACCGAGACGUCCUUGCCAACCAUGGGGAUAGCGCCCACAAAUACCAUCAAUCUGCCAGCCACCGAACAGUAUACUGGGGCUCUCAACAUCUCUGCGGAAGAACUCCGGUGGGCUUUUAUCUUCGCCCUUUGCUUUAUGAUGCUCUGGGAGAUGGUGGCAGCCCCUCUAGAUCAGGUGGCAGACGACAGCCUUUAUGAAUACCUGGAUUUUGUGGAUGCCACUUACGGUUAUCGCAGCCUCUGGAUUUGGAGGCUGCUGGGCAUGUCAGUAGGUGUUUGCAGCACUGCAGCCCUGGUGGGGCAACUGGACUGUUACUUGAGGUCUCAGGGCCCUUCGGGUGUGGUCUACUUCUAUAGCUAUGCAUUGGUCAGCAUUCUGGCUUUACUGGUGAGCAUCGCCUUUCCCAUCCCUGUCUUCAAGCAGUGGGAGCCCAGCAACAAAACACUCAAGGCGUUGUCUCUUGUUGGGAAUAGCCCCCAUCUCAUUCUCCUCGCCUUCACUGUUGUUCUUGUGGGAGCCGCCAAUAGCAUCGUGCAGAACUACUUGUUCUGGUACAUGAAGAAGUUUGGAAGCAGUGAACUGGUUAUGGGCUUCUCCGUUGCCCUGAGCUUGUUGGGAGAGAUUUUGCUUUACCCACUGAAGACCAUCUUGCUUAGGAAUGUGUCUAGGAUGGGCACAGUGGGCUUGGGACUAGUCUGCCUGGCAGGACAGUUAUUAUACUAUGCGUUCACUUGGAGCUGGUGGUCCGUCCUCCCGGUUCAGAUCUUGAGCGCCAUCAGCAACGGGGCUUUCUGGUGGGCAGUGAGAGCCUCAGUAGAGGACAUGUCCACUCCCGUAACAGAAAGAACUCUCAUGACCAUGUUUCAAAGCCACUUUUAUGGGGGCGGAUGCAGUCUGGGCAGCUUUUUGGGGGGCUUUGUGAUGAUGCGCUAUGACCUGCCUAUACUCUUCCAGAUGUGUACCAUAAUCUUGAUGGUCUGGCUGAUUUUUUUCCUUUCCAUCCUGAUGAAACUGCCCCGAGAGCACAAAAUUAGCUACUCAAAGCUGUUGGUUGUUGAGGCAAAUGACACCAGUGAUUCUGAGCAAGGGAUGGAACAAGACUGGCUCGUGAAAGCCAUGGAAGACGACCACUUUGAAUGGAAAGGCUGA